CACACCCAUUUUCGAACUGUACAAUUCACUAUGGAAUUCCAUGUAGCUUUCAGGUAUGUACCAUACAUCAUCACUUGGAUUUGGUCUUCCUCAAUCAUUUUUUUUAAUAACCCUUUAGUACAAUCUGCUAGCUGGUCCUACUACCCUCUUCUUCUUCUUCUUCUUCUUCAAGGCCGGCCCUUUCAUUUUAUAUUCAUCAUUCCUUAUCUAUAUAUAUACCAGCUUCACCUUUGUCUGGCAUUACACUGGUAUCAAAUAAGCAUCUACCAACUUUAAUAUCCCAACAAGAUCACCAUGUCUAAGCAUUUCAAGCUUAAGCUUUCUCGUGUCAUACCUUCAUUUCAAAUCUGCCGAUCCAAAAGCGAUUCAGAAACUCCGAUUCCAGCAAUCUACCGUCUAUCGACUUUCAAUCGUAAAGCAUUUGACAUCAAUUACCCUAAACUUCCACACCCACCACCAACAACACCAGAUUCCCCCUCUAUCAGACGUCCUAUCUCGAGAAAGAAAGCAUCCUCUGGCAGCACCAGACGUCAACCGAGAUCACUUGCACAGUACUUAGCUGAUUGCAGCAUUGAAUCCCUGGAUUUUGCAUGCAAGAAAGAAGCUAACAAUAAUAAGUUUCCAUCCAGACCUCACCGUCUUUCGCAGUGUACUGUAUCCUUUUGUGAUGACAGUUUUGAGAAUUUCUCACCUGUUAUAAUAGCUGGAAAUCAGGAAAACAAGAAUCAAGAAAACCAUAAAGAUGAAAUAGGUAUUUCGUCAGAAUAUGAUGGCUGCUGCUUUAGUAGCGGAGCUGAAGAAAGUAAUGAAGUAGAAACUGAAACCUUAGUGUUUUCUUCGAGAAGCUUCUCAUAUGAUUCUUCUUAUGAUUUCUGUCAUCCAGCUGUGGAGACAAGAAUCAACAAAUCAGACAGCGGAACCAAGAAACUAAGUAAAACAAGAAUUCGGAAACUCAGACGCCAGGUCUCAAAGAACCUGCGGGUGUCUCCUGAGACUGUUAGUUCUCCGAUGAGGGGAUCAGUCCUGCGUCGGAUGACAUCGUGCAAGACUGACGGGAUGGUGAAGGAGAGCGUGGCGGUGGUGAAGAAAUCAGAGGAUCCUUAUGAGGAUUUUAAAAGGUCAAUGUUGGAGAUGAUAUUAGAGAAGCAGAUGUUUGAGGAAAAGGAUUUAGAGGAACUUUUGCAGUGCUUUUUGACACUAAAUUCGAGGCAAUAUCAUGGAGUUAUUGUGGAAGCUUUCUCGGAGAUUUGGGAAAUCUUGUUCUGUGAUUCUCCUGUACAGAAGAGGAAUUCUAUAAGAUUUGAAGGUUGAGGAUGGCCAAAAAGAAAACCGUUCUCUUUUUUUUUUUUUUUUUGGUCAUGUUUACGCGUGGAAUUUCAGCUUAUAAAUUAUGCUUAUGCUA
Molecule: messenger RNA, 1402 nt
Organism: Ricinus communis (castor bean)
Lineage: Eukaryota; Viridiplantae; Streptophyta; Magnoliopsida; Malpighiales; Euphorbiaceae
Product: transcription repressor OFP7
Exons: 1
Coding region: 295-1311 (338 amino acids)
Biological process (GO): negative regulation of DNA-templated transcription
Source: RefSeq, a predicted model, not a curated record